AUGGCCGCUAUCAUCCAAACACCGACAAUAAUGUCCAUAGAAAGAGAGCCAUCUACCUUUCUAGAGGGCUUUUUUCAACACGUCCAAAGUCUUGCUCAGGACAGUUCGUACCAAUAUCUUAGGGGGGUCCUCGAGGAAAACAGCAAUUUGAAAGGCCGAAAUCACAUUCUGAACAUCACCAAUGAAGAAAACUACCGCGCUAUCUCCAAACUUCAAGUACAUCUCGACGACUGUUCAAAACGUUACGAAGAUCAGAGUCAAGAACUAGCUACGCUUACCCAGGAGAGAACGUCGUGGAGCGAGAAGGCGGCCCAACUGGAGUCUGACGCAGAAUGGAGCAAGAAGGAAUUGGACAUCAAAGCAGAAGCGUUGUCAAGACUUGAGAUCGAAGCCGCUACCAAAACUGCUGAUCUCGAAGCAAAAGACGCAGAGCUCGAGUCCACCAAGACUGAACUCGCCCAAGCCAAUACCAGGCUCAAUACCACUGAAUCCGAUCUUCAAGUGGCAGAGGAACAGCUCGACGAAACUAAAGCUAACCUCGAAUCAAUGAUUAACGACCUCGAAAGAAGCAAAACCGAGCUCUCCGAAUCCCGUACUGCCCUCGAGACUCUAGAUGCUGAGCUCAAAUUGGCGAAUAUCCGGCUAGAGGAGGCCGUGACAACGCUUGAAUCAACCAAGACACAACUUCAAGGGAGCAUUGACCAGUGCUCGUCUAUUCAAGUUGACCUCAAUGUCAAGUCAUCAGAUCUCGAAAGUCUCCACGUGAGCCUCGACGAAGAGAAAUCCGCCCUUACUGCAGCCCAGAGCGCACUUGAAAAGACCACGGCUGACCUUCAAUUGACAAGGGACGACCUUGAGAGGAAAAACACGAGACUUGGUGAGCUCAAUGCGUUGUCCUUCAAUCUAAAAUGUCCACCACAGGAUCAAACGCAACAGCAUCUACAAAACAUGUUUACGCUAUCUUACCACUGGGCUGAGAGUCUUUUUGCCAAUGACUUGGAAGAAACAGACUUCAUGGCCCCAACCGCGAGCACAAACUGGGCCAAGAUGCGCAACCACGGCCGAGUCCACCGCAUGAUACCCCUCCCCCUGUCCAACACACGCGAGGCCAAAAAGAUGCGCACCGCCGCCGUGCUGGCCAUACUCGCCUGGGCUCUAGCCCAGUAUGUUUUUCAGCCAACAUACCUCUUGCAAUGUAAUGAGCUCUGCGACUUGCUCGGAGGGUUAGCAGACGAUGAUCCAGUACGGGAAAAUUACCUCCGCAGCGUCUUGCUCCCCGUGCUACCAUCGAGACAAAAGGCCAAUGGCAAAAGACGCAUCGAACAGGUUGUGCUGGAGGUUUUUACUGCCGUUUCGCCCGUCUUACCGGCCAGUCGACACGACGAGAUUCGCACUAGCCUCGAGACCAUCUGCAAACAGAUCUGCGGACAGUGGAUGCGGCUCCAGCUUCUCGACGAGAAGAUCGAGCCCAGCUUUGACGCGUAUGAUGAAGAGGAUUGGAGACUCCUGCUGCUGGAUGGGAGCGAGGGCGAGACUUUGAAGACGCCGACUGGUACUAAUGUCAUUGCUGCUGCUGCUGCCGCGGCCGACGAAUCCGCCAUAGCCGACGAUGAUCGCCCCGACGGCGUGACCGACAUUGAAGAGAUCGCUGCUGUCCUAUGGCCAUCCUUCCUGUCCCUCGGCGGCGGCGAGUCGGAGCUGCUGUCCGAGGGCUUCGUCCUCGCCAAGGCCCAAGUCAAGCCCGCGUACAGCGAGGAAAGGGCCGCCCAGCAGAAUGGUGCCCACCGCGCCGCGCGACAAAUGAGCCGACGGGACCGGACCAAGUCCUUUACUACGACCGCCAAUGGCGAGGAUGAUGAUGCGAGCGGCUCGGACAAGACGUCUUUUUUACCCACGGACCCGGUCGAGGACGGCGGAGGCGGCGGCGGCGCGCAAUUAGUCCACGACCGCGAUAUUCCGUCGCCCAGCAGCAGCGACAAGAGGCCAGCGACCCAGGCAGGCAGCUGA
Pestalotiopsis fici W106-1 is the source of this 2007-nucleotide messenger RNA. RefSeq lists its product as uncharacterized. Bases 1 to 2007 code for a protein of 668 amino acids. The record is from RefSeq and is a predicted model, not a curated record. NCBI's taxonomy places the organism in Eukaryota, Fungi, Ascomycota, Sordariomycetes, Amphisphaeriales, Sporocadaceae. The transcript is spliced from 2 exons.